Mucor velutinosus is the source of this 273-nucleotide messenger RNA. RefSeq lists its product as uncharacterized. Lineage: Eukaryota; Fungi; Mucoromycota; Mucoromycetes; Mucorales; Mucoraceae. The coding region runs from base 1 to 273 and encodes 90 amino acids. The transcript is spliced from 2 exons. The record is from RefSeq and is a predicted model, not a curated record.
AUGGAAUCAGUUAUUUUAUACGAUGAUGAGGUUGCCAAGGCAUUCGGAUGUCUACCAGCUCAAUAUCUAGAGUGCUUGAAACAAGAUAAAUGGCUAUCCAAAAAGAUUGAGGAGCAAUUGGUUGGUCUAUAUUGCUCUGCUAGAGUCGAAAGAAACAAAGAGAAUAGGCGAAAGGCCAAAAAAUUCCAAUUCCUCUACACGGAUCAACUCAAAAUGGUCGAUUUGAUCAAGGCUACUACAAAUGAUAUCAACUUUGACGCCUCCGUCUUGUAA